AUGGUCGAAUCUCUCAAAGCUAUAAAAUACAUCGAUUCUGAUCAUUUCUUGGUAUCACAAGGCAAACGAGCAAUUGAACUCGUUGGUGGAAAGGAAAGUACCAUUGCACAAGUGGCACGAACCACUGUUGGCAAAACUUACGAGCUCGCAUUUUAUGUAGGAGAUACUAGCAACUCUAGUGAAGGAUCCAUGAUUGUUGAAGCAUUUGCUGGCAGAGAAACUAUUAAGAUUCCUUGCAAAUCCAAGGGCAAAGGUGGGUUUAAACGUGCUAUGCUUCAUUUUGAAGCUAUUGUGAGGGGAUUAAGGAUAGUAGAUGAUGAACUCCUCUACGGACGGUGUACUGCCGCUGCUCCGAUACCUGAAAUGGUGGGAUUUUAUCCCUAA
This is a messenger RNA of Fraxinus pennsylvanica, 384 nucleotides long. The record is from the annotation of a GenBank genome assembly. Lineage: Eukaryota; Viridiplantae; Streptophyta; Magnoliopsida; Lamiales; Oleaceae.